UCCUAUUUCACUUUAUAAUGAGAUAGGUUUUAUCCUUAACAUCUUAAUCUGCAAAGUAGGGGAAUGCAACUCCAUUUACUCAAAUACUACAAGUGUGUACAAUUUUGAGGUAAAAUUAACAUGUUAUGUUUCAUACUACAAUAAUCCAAUUUUGUGUUAGGGUCACUUACCCCUCCACAUGGAUUUAAAUAAAUUAAUAAAUAAGUAAUUUGACUUUUAAGUACAAUCAAGUUGACAGUAGGAAUCUCAAUGCAGUAUUGUUAACAACAAUCCAUCAAAUUACUGGUAAAAUGACUAAAAUAAAUAAUUCAGAACCCUUCAAAACCCUUGGUAACAAACCAUUGCGUCAUUUAAUUAGAAUUAUAAUCACAGUAACACAACUGUAAGAAUACAAAUGUUAUAAAAUGUGCCUCCGUGUGAAAGGAUAAAGAUGAAUUUAGAAAAUGUGUUGAAGAUAUUUCAAAGCUAAUUUAAUCAAUCACUAUUCCAAUAUUUAAAUUGAUAAUACCCCAGUUUUUUUGUUCUGAGGGUGCAUUUAAAACCUCAGCCUCCAGGAGGCGCUGCUGGGGACUCUCCUGACUUUCUUUUUCUCCUCUCAGUACGAUGAGUAAAUGUGAUGCAGGCUUGAACAAGUGGGGGCACGUCAUCUUUUGCAGAGGAGGGAGGCCACCUUCCUCACCCGACGCACCACGUUCAUGUGAGAGGCUCAGUUUCCUCCAUCCCUCCAUCCAUCCCUCCAUCCUGGAUGGUGCACACACACAUUCCUCUUUCUCCAUCCAUGGAGGAGCAGUGAGGUCGGGAUCCACCGGGCUGCAGCCGGGGAGAGACGCAGUUCUCCACACCGACGGGGAAGCACCCAGGCCGGGAGAAGGAAGAAGAAGGAGGCGUCUGCAAAAUGGUCGGUGAUGGUGGAUCAGGAGGCGGCUGCAGUUGCCAUCAUGUGAGCGCGGACGAGGCGCGUAAAGCCGCCGGGGAUGAUGAUAAAACCAUGCACCUGGGCAGUGUUCCAUAGCCUCCCCUGCCCCGCGCCUCCCACCUGAUCACCUCUUCUCCCCCAUCUCUCCUCUUUACCUCCAUCUCCCUCACCUCCCUCCCUCUCCCCGCCAUGUCGACCACCCUGGAUCCGCUGCUGGACCAGCCCUUCCAGAAGCUGAGCCCCGAGCGGCUCGAUGGCUGCGAGGACACCGCCGGCCGCUACAAGGUGGUCCCCUGUGUUGUCUGCUCAAUGUGCUGUCUUUUCGGCAUCAUUUACUGCUUCUUUGGCUAUCGCUGCUUCAAAGCCGUGAUGUUCCUGACGGGCCUGAUGUUCGGCUCUGUCGUCAUCUUCAUGCUCUGCUACAAGGAGCGCGUGCUGGACACCCAGCUGAGCGCGGAGGCCUCGGUGGGCAUCGGCCUGGGCAUCGGCACGCUCUGCGGCCUGGUCACCAUGCUGGUCCGCAGUGUAGGCCUCUUUAUGGUGGGCCUGCUGCUGGGCUUGCUGGUAGCCGUGGCCACCCUGGUGGGCCUGGAGGAGCUGUCCGACAGCCCGCCGCGUUCCGUCUGGGUGCCCCUUGGCGUGCUGCUUGGCCUGGGCAUGCUGUUCGCCGUGCUCACCCUGCAGUGGCAGCGUCUCUUUACCACGGUGUCGACCGCGAUGUUCGGUGCAGCCGUGAUCACGGUGGCGUUGGACUACUUCGUAGAGCUCUUCGCCCUGGUGCUGUACAUGUACGAGCGGCUGAAAGCAGCACCUGGCAAACCUGUGUGCUGGCUGACGUGGGUGGUGCUCGGGGUGUGGCCUGCCCUCACCCUGCUGGGUGUCAUGGUCCAGUGGAAGGUGACCGCUGAGGGAUACUCCCAUACCAAGGUGAUCAUCAGCCGGCAGCAGAGGAGGAUGCAGGUGAUGCGGAUUCGUCAGCGCGACGACCGCUACCGCAACAAGAAGAAGAAGAAGCAGCAGCACGGCGCCGCCUCCCACCAUCAAAACCCGGCCAAGCCAGUCUCUGAGCCCGCCUACCGCCGCAAACCAAACCCCAUCCGCCGCUACGACACGGACGUCCUCUCACCGAGCUACAUCCAGAGUUUCCGAGACCGGCAGGUGCAGGCGCAGCCCUUCCCGGGACGGCUGGUUAUUGGACCCCAUGCCGUGGUGGACGUGGGCUACGACCGCAGCUCCACGACCCCCCUCAGCGGAGCAGCGGGACCCUCGCUCAGGGUCUGACCACUUCUCCCACUCACAGAGGCCUGAACACACCACGAACCAGGGAGACGUAUGACUCUAAAAUCACCACCCGCCUGGGGGUAAUCACGAACCACCUCUAGGUUUAAAUGCAAAUAUUCUGGGCUAAAUACAAUCUGGGUUUAGCCUCACUCUUAAAGGGAUGAAGAUAUGUUUAGGGCUGGAUUUCCCCCAAAAUGUGAACAAAUUUGAGUCUUUAUUGAUUAAAUGUUAGGUUCUAAAGCUCCACUCCCCUUGUGUAUACCUGCUGGAGCUGUCAGUGUGGUGCAGAGGUUUAAUCCGACCUCUUAUAGCUGUCUCUCGGUAGAUUCAAAUGCACAAAUGCAUGCAUGCACUUGCACACAAACACACACCGCGGAUACACUCUCGAGGGGGUUGAUGCUGAGACCCGCUGUAACCAGCCCCCGACCUGUCUGUCACCAUCUCAAGUCAAACCAGAUCAGGGAUCAGAGUUUGAGUGCAAACCCGCCUCAGGUUCAAACAUCGGGCAUCGUGCUAAAGAUUCAAACACAACUUUGCCCUCACUCAGCGUGCUGUUUCCUUACUGCUGCCGUCAUUUCUCAGCUGAUGCGGCAGAAGCAACCACGUUCCUCAGCCUGUAGGCAUCUUAAACGCCCAAUGAAGAUUAUCUAUAAAAAGGGAAGUAAGGGCCCUUGCUUUCUGUGCCAUCUGGACUUAAAGAAAAUCCUCUUUCAAAUGGGAAGAGACGUCUUCGCUGUCGUUUUCGAAGGAGGGAAACCCUUCAUCCCCAUUGGUGCUGGACGAUACACUACUCCAAGCGUCACACUUCUCCCCGGAGAGGGGGGAUCUGUUUAAACGGGUGCCUUGCCCCUCCUUGGACUGUACCAAGACUGUAGGAGGGGGGUUUCUGGCAGAUCUCCCAUCGAUGGUUUGUUUUUGCAUUAAAUGUGA
Messenger RNA from Pleuronectes platessa (European plaice), 3127 nucleotides. It is a transcript of the gene tmem198ab, whose product is annotated as transmembrane protein 198b. The transcript is spliced from 5 exons. Gene Ontology annotation, biological process: positive regulation of canonical Wnt signaling pathway. The coding region runs from base 1106 to 2197 and encodes 363 amino acids. Gene Ontology annotation, cellular component: cytoplasmic vesicle; plasma membrane. Lineage: Eukaryota; Metazoa; Chordata; Actinopteri; Pleuronectiformes; Pleuronectidae. The record is from RefSeq and is a predicted model, not a curated record.